CACCUUCGGAUUCGAUGUCCCGUUACCGACUUGCAUUCAACCGCCAUGGAUACCUACGCCUGGGAUGAAAUUCACGCUGCGAUGUUCUCCAUGGGCAGUAACACGUCGAGGGGGUCCAACACGACGUCUGCCUCUGUGCUGGCUCCGCCAAAUUCGGACGGGGCCUCUGACUCUCCCGUCCCAGCCCAGAUAGCCGUAUCAUCGACGUUCGGACCCGACGCCGCAUGGCAGCGCUCCGCCAAUCAGGGCCCCGGCCACGUCGCGUCGCCUCCCGACAUCGCGCUCCUCACAUCGGACCGCGUUAACUUCUACAUCCACUCCAGCACCAUCGACACCUCCAGCCACCGUCUCUCCGGGCGCGUUCCCAGCGUACGUGGGAAGGCGCCGCCGAUCGUGAUUGACGUCCCUGAGACCGCCGCAGUCCUGAACGUCAUCCUUCACGCGCUCCACGGGCUGUCGUGCGCACAGUACUCGCCCUCGCUGGACGUCCUGGUCGAAGCGGUCGAGUGCAUGCUGAGCUACGGCAUGGAUCCCAAGUCGACGGUUGUUCCCUCCACCUCCCUGUUCUCGCUUCUUCUCUCCCAGGCACCUCUCUAUCCCCUGCGCGUGUUUACCCUGGCUGCGCACUAUGACAUCAUCGACCUCGCCGUGCCCACCUCGUCGCAUCUGCUGAGCUUCCAGCUGUCAGCGCUGACAGAUGCUGAUGUGCAGCGGAUGGGCCCGGUGUAUCUGCGGCGCCUCAUGUUCAUGCACAACGGACGUGUGGAUGCGCUGCGCCGCGUGCUCGUGUCUCCUCCGUAUCCCCACCCGCCGACCGCGGCUUGUGAUUUCGCCAACCAGAAGAGCUUGAACCGGGCCUGGGCACUCGCCACGGCCUAUUUGGCGUGGGAUAUCCGCCCCGAUGUGUCCACUGGCGCUAUAGAAGCUGCACUAAGACCUCUUGCGGCCCGGCUUCCGUGCAAAUUGUGUAGGCAGGCGCUCGAUGAGCGAAUAAAAAGUGUGGUCACUCAGUGGUCUGUCGUCAAGCGCACUAUUUGAAGCUGUGGCCCCAGAGUGUAAACCCGACUCAUUCCCAAUCACCUAAAUAUGUAUCAAGCUACACACUGCUUUGGAAUGUCAAUCUGUAUCAUCUACCCCCCCAGUCCCUCUAUGUUCCAGAAGCUGCAACGAUCCAGUGCCUCUUCCGGCGUCCGAUUUGGUGACCGGUUGUGUUCCUGUCCUCCACUGCUGAGCGAGAGAUACUUUUUUUUUUCACGAAAACAAAGACCCUCCGAUUGAGAUAGCAGAUAAAUCCACGGCUCAUCAAUAGCUUCAACCGUCGAGUCCCAAGAUGUUACUUCACCGGGGUUUUGCCGCACAUUCAACAGGAGUGCGUGGAUGGGAGUAAUCAGUUUGUAAGAGAUGAAUUGGAAUUGGGACUCUAGAAAUAAAUUUUUAGUAGUUCUCUACAGAGCCGGAUGUUCA
Messenger RNA from Mycena citricolor, 1464 nucleotides. NCBI's taxonomy places the organism in Eukaryota, Fungi, Basidiomycota, Agaricomycetes, Agaricales, Mycenaceae. The record is from the annotation of a GenBank genome assembly.